AUGCCUCGUCAUCCCCCCCGUCCGAACCUCGGUGGUUACGGCCUUAUACAGGCCAACGUGAACCACUCUCCCCAUGCGCAGGAUUUACUCCAGCAAAGCAUGGUAGAGAGGGGGUUCACGUUGGCGAUCGUGGCCGAGCCCCAUCGCCCCCCCCCCCCCAGGGACAGACCGUAUUGGGCUGUCGAUAAUGGGGCGGCGGGGGACUCGGUCGCGAUACGGUGGCGGUCGGUGCCGGGUGGUCCCGACACGACCGCCAUCGUGAACGGUGAACGGCACGUGGCCGUUCAGUGGGGGCCCUUCGCGGUAGUGGGGGUCUAUCUAAGGCCCACCAGGAGCCUUGCCCCGUUCCAGGACUGGCUCUUGGACAUAGGACAGACGGUCCUAAGUCUGAGUCCAAGGCCAGUCCUCGUGGCCGGGGACUUUAACUCGUGGCACACGAGUUGGGGUUCCCGGCACAACAACGAGAAGGGCAGGGCCCUGGUUGAUUGGGCGGCGACGCACGGUCUGGUCCUGGUUAACGAGGGCCGGACCUCCACCUGCAUGCGGACGCAGGGGGAGUCCAUCGUGGACCUCACGUGGGCUACCCCCUCGGCCGCUCGCCUUAUUACAGAGUGGAGGGUGGAGGAGGGCACAGAGACUCUGUCAGACCACCGUUAUAUAACGGUGGAGCUCGGUGCCCUCUCCUCCGUGCGUCGCCAAGAGACGCGACCGCGAUGGGCCCUCAAGAAACUCUGUGAGGACGCCCUGAUGGCCUCGCUAGAGGCCGCCUGUUGGGUCCGGGGAGAUUUCCCUGAGACCCGGGAGAUGGACCCCCUGCGGGAGGCCGAGUGGAUCGGGGUAGCGUUAACAGCGGCGUGCGACGCUGCUAUGUCCCGGUCCAAGACUCGGCCUCGGCGGGCCGUCCACUGGUGGACGGCGGAGAUCGCCGACCUACGUCGACGCGCCGUCCACCAGGGGAGGAUAUUCGCCCGCUGCAGGCGCAGGGGCGGACAGGCGGCCGAACGGGCGAGGGAGGGCUACCUUGAGGCCAAGGUAGCCCUCCGGCGAGCCAUCACCGUGGCAAAGGGCAGGGCGUGGACGGAGUUCCUCGACUCCCUUCAAGAGUAUCCGUGGGGGCGCCCAUACAAAAUGGUGCUCAAUAAGUUGAGACCAUGGGCGCCCCCGCUGACGGAGCGGCUGGACGUAGGAUUCGUCCAGAGGGUGGUGCAGACCCUCUUCCCCGACAUCGCUGGGGAGGAUGGGGGGCCGCCCUCCGAAGGUAGUUUCUUCACGCCACCUUCCAGGUCUAAUCUGUCCAAUCAUCUCAUCUUCAUGAUCUAUCAUGUCAGGAGGAGUGUACAAUGCACGUCCAAUCGAAUCACUGCGUAA
Molecule: messenger RNA, 1368 nt
Organism: Vollenhovia emeryi
Lineage: Eukaryota; Metazoa; Arthropoda; Insecta; Hymenoptera; Formicidae
Exons: 2
Coding region: 1-1368 (455 amino acids)
Molecular function (GO): catalytic activity
Source: RefSeq, a predicted model, not a curated record